AUGCAAGACAACGGCCUCCGUCCCAUCAACCGCGUGAUCACAGACCACGACGCUCAAGGGACGACCAGAUUCCAGGAUAGAAUUCCUGAACCCCUCGAAUGGCAGCAGCUCGCCAACGGUGCCCGCUUUUCGCUUGCAUACGGGACGAACGAGGUCCCCGUCAACUUGACCGGCGAGAAGGAUCUCAAUGUUUACCAGUCGUUGCUGAGAGAUCUCCCGGGUGUUACAAUUCCCGGAGGCACGGUCUUGCGUGUCGUGGACAUGAACCCUGGUGCCAUCUCACCCAUGCAUCGGACUGUCAGUCUGGACUACGGGGUGGUGCUCGAAGGAGAGGUCGAGCUGGUGCUGGACUCUGGAGAGACGAGGUUGCUCAAGCGAGGCGACAUCGCGGUUCAGCGUGGGACAAACCACGCGUGGAGGAAUACGAGUGACACCAAUUGGGCGCGGAUGUUGUAUGUUCUCCAGGAGGCCCAGCCUUUGGAGAUUAAUGGGGCUACACUGGAGGAGGACUAUGGGGGCGGGAUGGACGAUGUGAAGCCCUCCAAACUUUAUACUUGUCCCCCUUGUGCUUCUACCAUCACUCCCAUCAUGCCUGCCCGCCAUCUGAAAUCAAGGUCAAACACCUUGGCUGUCUCCACACCUCCUCAAGUAGACGUCAGCUCAGUCGUUAAGGGAGUGAUAGACGAUGUCCGACAGAAUGGCGACGCAGCCGUACGCAAGUACUCCGAGAAGUUUGACAAGUGGUCGCCAGCUUCGUUCAAGCUGUCCCAGGCGGAGAUUGAUGCCGCGAUGGCGGCCUGUCCCCAACAGACCAUCGACGACAUUAAAGAGGUCCAAAAGAAUGUGCGUGCAUUUGCACAAGCUCAAUGUGAGUCUCUAAAGGACUUUGAGUAUGAGAUUCAACCCGGUGUUGUUCUGGGCCAAAAGAAUCUUCCUAUUAGCUCUGUCGGCGCAUAUAUCCCUGGUGGACGAUACCCUCUUCUUGCAUCCGCCCAUAUGACCAUCUUAGCUGCCAAAGUCGCCGGCGUGCCGCACGUUGUGGGUUGCACUCCACCCAUCGCUGGCAAAAUUCCCCAUGCCACAAUUGCAGCCAUGCACCUUGCUGGUGCCGACGAGAUAUAUCUCCUCGGUGGUGUUCAGGCGAUUGCUGCAAUGGCCGUUGGUACUGAGAGCAUGCAGAAGGUGGACUUCAUCGCGGGCCCCGGAAAUGCUUUCGUUGCCGAAGGAAAGAGGCAGCUCUUUGGGGAGGUCGGAAUUGACCUCUUUGCUGGACCAACCGAGAUCUUGAUUGUUACAGAUGAAACGGCGGAUCCUUUUACCGUUGCUACCGACAUCCUCUCCCAGGCUGAACAUGGGCCUGACUCUCCUGCAGUGAUAAUCACUACAUCGGAGAGUGUAGGCCGGAAAGCCAUCGAGAUCAUCGAUGAAUUGCUCAAACACCUUUCAACUGCGGAUGUGGCAGGUGUUUCGUGGGAGCGAUUCGGUGAGGUGAUUGUUGUUGAUACGAUGGAGGAAGCGUGGAAGCUGGCAGAUGAAUAUGCCAGCGAGCAUGUGCAAGUCUUUACAAAACGGCCUCGGGAUGCAUUGGACAAUAUGACAGCAUACGGAGCGCUCUUCUUGGGUGAGAAGACGUGUGUUUCUUACGGGGAUAAGGUGAUUGGAACCAACCACGUGCUCCCAACCAAGAAAGCAGCUAGAUAUACCGGUGGUCUCUGGGUUGGAAAGUAUCUCAGGACUGUGACAUAUCAGGAGGUGGAGAGUAGCACGGCUAGUGGCGAAUUGGGCAGACUCUGUGGACGAGCAGCUAGAGCAGAGAACUUCGAAGGCCAUGCUCGGUCUGGGGACUUGCGUGUGCAGAGGUAUCUGAAUGAUCAGUAUGAUUGGAUCAAGCUGUAUCAUGAGGAGAAUCCUAAGGCAUAG
This is a messenger RNA of Aspergillus nomiae NRRL 13137, 1920 nucleotides long. RefSeq lists its product as uncharacterized. NCBI's taxonomy places the organism in Eukaryota, Fungi, Ascomycota, Eurotiomycetes, Eurotiales, Aspergillaceae. The record is from RefSeq and is a predicted model, not a curated record. Gene Ontology annotation, cellular component: cytoplasm. The transcript has 5 exons. Gene Ontology annotation, biological process: L-histidine biosynthetic process. Gene Ontology annotation, molecular function: NAD binding; metal ion binding; histidinol dehydrogenase activity. Bases 1 to 1920 code for a protein of 639 amino acids.